AUGGAACCUGUUAAAUCAAUAAAAUCAAAUAAAUCAAUCCAAGAAAAUAAUGGAGAUGAUUUAAAAUCUAAAGAAAAUGAUUUAGAAAAACAAGUUUCCAAUCAAGAAUACGAAACUAUUUCAACUGAUGAAUCUAAUGGUCCAAAAAAAUUUUCAUGGCCAUGGAUUAAAUCAAGAAUUCCUUAUUAUAGACUCAUUUGUCAUUUAAUUAUUGGUUCAUUUUUCACCGGUUGGUGGUUAUCAAUCAUCAUUCAAGAUAAACAUAGACAUCAAUGGUUAAUUCCAACUGUUUUAUGGGGGAUGAUUAUGCUUAGAUUAAUCACUUUCCACUGGAAAGUUUUACAUCAAUUAUUAUAUGUCGCAUCAAUCCCAUGGAACUAUUCUACUAACAUUAUUUACAAUAAAUUAUUACCUCAAAGAUACCAAAGAUUACUUGCCGGUGCUGCUAUUACCGUUGCUGUUAUUUUAUUAGGUACUUUUGUUCCAACUGAAACUCCUUACUCAAGAAGAGAAGACAGAGCUGUUUCACUCUUUGGUGUUAUUGUAGCUAUUUUUGGUUUAUGGGCCACUUCCAGAACUAGAUCUAAGAUUAAUUGGAAUACCGUUAUUGGUGGUAUGUUAAUGCAAUUCAUUAUUGCUUUAUUCGUUUUAAGAACUAAAGCUGGUUACGAUAUCUUUAAUUUCAUCAGUACCUUAGCUAGAGAAUUAUUGAGUUUUGCUAAAGAUGGGGUUGCUUUCUUAACUUCAACUGAUGUUUCUCAAUUAGGUAUGUUCUUCUUCAGUGUUUUACCAGCUGUUGCUUUCUUCAUUGCAUUCGUUCAUAUUUGGUUUUAUUUUGGUGUUAUUCAAUGGGCUAUUGGUAAAUUUGCUUACUUCUUUUUCUGGACUUUGAGAGUCAGUGGAGCUGAAGCUAUUGUUACUGCUGCUUCUCCGUUCAUUGGUCAAGGUGAAAGUGCUAUCUUAAUUAAAGAUUUAUUACCUUAUUUAACUAAAGCUGAAAUUCAUCAAGUUAUGUGUGCCGGUUUUGCUACCAUUUCUGGUUCAGUUUUAGUUGGUUACAUUGGUUUAGGUCUUAAUGCUCAAGCUUUAGUUUCUUCAUGUGUUAUGUCAAUUCCUUGUUCUUUAGCUGUUUCUAAAUUAAGAUACCCAGAAACUGAAGAACCUUUAACUUCAGGUAAAAUUUUCAUGCCAAAAGUUGAUGAAGGUGAUCAUGAACCUCAAAAUGUUUUACAAGCUUUUGCUAAUGGUGCUACUUUAGGUUUAAGAAUUGCUGGUACUUUAAUGAUUCAAUGUUUGUGUAUUAUUGGGAUUGUGGCUUUAAUUAAUGGUCUUUUAACUUGGUUUGGUAACUUCUGGAACAUCAACCAAUUAAGUUUAGAAUUAAUCUUUUCUUACUUAUUAUAUCCUGUUGGUUUCUUAUUGGGUACUCCAAGAAAUGAAAUCUUACAAGUUUCAAGAUUAAUUGCCAUCAAAACUACCCAAAAUGAAUUCGUUGCUUAUAACCAAUUAGUUAACAUUUCUCCUUAUAAAGAUAUGAGUGAUAGAGGUACUUUAAUUGCCACUUAUGCUUUAUGUGGAUUUGCUAAUUUUGGUUCAGUCGGUAUUACCAUUGGGGUCUUAAAUGCCAUUUGUCCAGGUAGAGGUAAAGAUAUUUCAGCUGCUAUUGGUUCAGCCUUCCUUUGUGGUGCUGUCUCUACUUUAAUCUCCGCUGCUAUUGCUGGUAUGGUUAUCCAUGAUUUAGAUGGUUUCAUCACCAGACAUUAA
Yamadazyma jaroonii is the source of this 1764-nucleotide messenger RNA. The record is from the annotation of a GenBank genome assembly. Lineage: Eukaryota; Fungi; Ascomycota; Pichiomycetes; Serinales; Debaryomycetaceae.